UCGUCACUCUCUUGACACACUCACAAACAUUUGGCUCAAAGUGAGAGAAAUGGGUUAUGUUCUAAAUAGAAGAGUAUCUUUCUCUCUUCUAACAGUGAUCAUUGUGAUGUUCUCUUCGUGUAAAGCUGAUUCAAAAUGUGAAUUCAAGGCAAUUUUUAAUUUCGGAGAUUCGAACUCUGACACUGGAGGAUUUUGGGCUGCUUUUCCGGCUCAAUCCGGUCCAUGGGGAAUGACUUAUUUCAAGAAACCGGUCGGUCGUGCUUCAGACGGCCGUCUCAUCAUUGAUUUUUUGGCGGAAUCUCUUGGGAUGCCUUUCCUAAGCCCAUAUUUGCAAUCAAUCGGAUCGGAUUUUCGACACGGUGCAAACUUUGCGACCUUAGCGUCGACGGUUCUUUUGCCAAACACGUCCUUGUUCGUCUCCGGGAUCAGUCCUUUCUCACUCGCUAUUCAGCUAAAUCAGAUGAAACAAUUUAAGGUUAGAGUCGACGAGUUCCAUUCCUCGGACCUACCAGGGUUGCAUAUCUUACCGCCUAGCAAUAUUUUCGGAAAAUCGCUUUAUACGUUUUAUAUCGGCCAAAACGAUUUCACAUCCAAUUUAGCUUCCAUUGGAGUGGAUGGUGUAAAACAGUAUCUUCCACAAGUCAUUGGCCAAAUUUCUGGAACCAUUAAGGAGAUAUAUGGAAUAGGUGGUCAGACAUUUUUGGUACUAAAUUUAGCACCGGUUGGAUGUUACCCGGCGAUACUAACCGGUUACACUCAUUCCAAUUCGGAUUUAGACAAAUUCGGAUGUCUCAUUCCAGUAAACAAAGCUGUCGAGUACUACAAUUCAUUAUUGAAAAAGACAUUAUCUGAGACAAGAACCGAAUUGAAAAACGCUACCAUUAUAUAUUUAGACACUCACAAAACACUGCUCGACCUUUUUCAACACCCCCUAUCCUAUGGUAUGAAACACGGUAUUAAAGCUUGUUGUGGGUACGGUGGACGUCCGUACAACUUCGAUCAGAAGUUAUUUUGCGGCACCACAAAAGUAAUCGGAAAUUCUUCUGUGACGGCCAAGGCUUGCCGUGAUCCACAAAACUAUGUGAGUUGGGACGGAAUUCACGCUACGGAGGCUGCAAACCACCGCAUUUUGACGGCCAUUCUUAAUGGCUCGAUAUCAUAUCCUCCUUUUGCGCUCAACCACAUAUGUCCGUCUGUUUAGCAAUCUUAUUCUUUUGUCUUAAUACUUUCACAUGCAAGUACUUUUGGGUUUAAAGCUAGUCUUAUAAUAAGGCAUGAACACUAUUUUAAAUCAAUAGUAUAUAAUGCAAUCUCCUAACAUC
Molecule: messenger RNA, 1322 nt
Organism: Raphanus sativus (radish)
Lineage: Eukaryota; Viridiplantae; Streptophyta; Magnoliopsida; Brassicales; Brassicaceae
Product: GDSL esterase/lipase At4g01130
Exons: 5
Coding region: 50-1201 (383 amino acids)
Molecular function (GO): hydrolase activity, acting on ester bonds
Source: RefSeq, a predicted model, not a curated record